AUGGCGGAAGUUGCAGUGUCAUUAGUUAUUGAUCAACUACUUCCACUGUUAAGGGAAGAAGCCAAGCUAUUGAGAGGUAUUCACAAAGAGUUUGCAGAUAUUAAAGACGAGCUUAAAAGUAUUCAAGCAUUCCUUAAGGAUGCUGAUAAAAGAGCUUCAACAGCUGAAGGAGUCAAAACAUGGGUGAAGCAAGUUAGAGAAGCAGCUUUUCGCAUUGAAGACAUCAUUGAUGAUUAUUUGAUCCAUGUGGGACAGCAGCCUCCUCAUCCUGGAUGUGUUUUUUUUCUCCAUAAACUCAAAACUAUUAUUCCUCGACGCCAAAUAGCGUCUGAGAUUCAAAACAUUAAGUUAUCUGUUCGCAGGAUCAAGGAAAGAAGCGAAAGAUAUGGCUUCCAAUAUUCCUUAGAACAAGGAUCAAGCAAUUCUCGGGAAAGCCAGAAUUCCAAAUGGCACGAUCCUCGAGUGGCUGCUCUUUACAUUGAGGAAGUUGAUGUUGUGGGCUAUGAACCACAAAGAGAUGGGUUGACUGAUUGGUUGGUAAAAGGAAGAGAUGAGCGCACCGUAGUUUCUGUAGUUGGAAUGGGAGGGCAAGGAAAAACCACUCUUGCCAAGAAAGUUUUUGAAUGUAAGAAUGUCAUUCGACACUUUGAUUGUCGUGUAUGGAUUACCGUAUCUCAAUCAUAUAGUGUUGAAGGGUUGUUAAGGGACAUGUUGCAAAACUUUUACAAACAAAAGGGAGAAGAUCCUCCUGAGGAUAUUUUUCGAAUGGAUAAAGGCUCAUUGACGGGUGAGGUGAGAAACUACUUGCAAAAAAUAAGGUACGUUGUCGUGUUUGAUGAUGUUUGGAGUGAACAUUUUUGGGAUGAUAUUGAAUUUUCUGUAGGUGAUAAUAAAAAUGGAAGUAGGAUAUUUAUCACAACAAGAAACCUAGAUGUUGUGAUGUCUUGUAAAAAAUCUUCUUUUGUUGAAGUGCUUGAGUUGCAACCUUUAACACAAGAACAAUCUUUGGAGUUGUUCAAUAAGAAAGCAUUCAAAUUUGACUAUGGUGGGGUUUGUCCAAAGGAGCUGAAUGAUAUAGCUUAUGAAAUUGUUAGCAAAUGCAAGGGAUUACCACUAGCAACUGUUGCCAUUGGUGGUGUUUUGUCUGCAAAAGAGAAAAAUGUUUUCGAGUGGCAGAAAUUUAAUGAAAAUCUUAGCAUCGAACUAUUGAAAAGUACACAUUUAAUUGGGAUACAAGAAAUUUUGGGCUUAAGUUAUGAUGAUUUACCUUGUCAUCUCAAGUCAUGUUUGUUGUAUUUCGGAAUAUAUCCGGAAGAUUAUGAAGUUAAAACAAGGAGACUGAUUCAACAAUGGAUAGCUGAAGGGUUUGUGAAGGAGGAAAGGGGAAAGACUUUGGAAGAAGUUGCAGAAGGAUAUUUAACGGAGUUGAUUCAUAGAAGUUUAGUGCAACUAUCUUCAGUUAGAAUUGAUGGUAAAGUUAAGGGUUGUCGUGUUCAUGAUCUAAUACGCGACAUGGUUCUAAAAAAAUUCGAGGAUUUAAACUUUUGCAACCAAAUUAGUGAAGAUGAACAAUCAUCCUUAAGUGGAACAGUUUGCCGCCUAUCAAUAACAACCACUUCUGAUGAUUUCGUUGAGCGUACUGAAACAUCACAUGUUCGGUCAAUACUUGUUUUUACAAAUAAAGAAUCAAAUGUAUACUCCGUGAGGAGAUUUCCUACAAAAUACAAGCGCUUAAAGGUUCUUGAUUAUAAAUUUUCGAGAUUGUUGAAUGUUCCUAAAGAGUUGGGAAGUAUGGUUCACUUGAAGUAUUUAAGCUUGGGGUAUAUAACAGAAGGUAAAAUCCCAAACUCCAUUGGCAUGCUCCAGAACCUAGAGACCUUGGAUCUAAGGGCUGCUAAUGUUAAUGAGUUGCCAAAAGAGAUUAGCAAGCUUCGAAAGCUAAGACACCUUAUCGGCUCCGGACUAUCUUUGAUUCGAUUAAAGAAUCGCGUUGGAGAGAUGACAUCCCUACAAACACUAUGUUAUGUUAAUUUAAGUAUGGAUGGAGCUGUAGAGGUGAUUAAAGAGUUAGGAAAGCUGAAGCAGAUCAGAGAAAUAGGGUUGCUUAAUGUUCGUAGAGAAGAUUACAAGGUUCUAUCUUCCUCGAUCGCUGAACUGAAACACUUGGAGAAAUUACAUGUUAAACUAAGUUCUACAGCUAGCAAUGAAUUCAUUGAUUUGAAUUUGAUUUCCCCGCCGAGUAAGCUUCAAAAACUUACAUUACGCGGGAGGCUACAGAAGUUGCCAGAGUGGAUUUUAGAGCUUCAAAAUCUUGUUGUGUUGAGGUUGAAGCUCUCCUGUUUAACUAAAGAUCCAAUGGAAUCACUCAACAGUCUGCAACACUUGUUGAUCCUCUCUAUAGGUGUUGGUGCUUAUGGAGGCUCAAAUUUGCAUUUUCAAGAUGGAUGGUUUCAGAAACUAAAGGAAAUGGAUGUUGGAUCUUCAAAUGAAUUGAAAGAGAUUAUUAUCGACAAAGGAGCAUUGCCUUCUCUGAAAAAGCUUCAGUUAUACGGACUCCCUAGACUGAAGAAUAUACCGACUGGCAUCCAACACUUGGAGAAGCUUGAAGUUCUCCAUUUUCGGAGUAUGCAUGUUGACUUUUUGCAGCAAAAUUCUUCUGACGAUUGGAAUUGGAUUAUGGAACAUGUGGCCGUUGUAGAAAUUUCUCCAGUUGAUGGAUAA
Messenger RNA from Lathyrus sativus (Indian pea), 2721 nucleotides. Lineage: Eukaryota; Viridiplantae; Streptophyta; Magnoliopsida; Fabales; Fabaceae. The record is from the annotation of a GenBank genome assembly.